AUGGCGGCAGCGAAGAGCGAAGACCCAGAAAAAGCCCACGUGGAAGAAGAAGAAGAGUCUCCAAUAGAAGAAGUAAGAUUAACGGUGAAGAACACGGAUGACCCGACCCAGCCGGUAUGGACCUUCCGAAUGUGGUUCCUGGGUUUGGUCUCCUGCUCCCUCUUGUCCUUCCUCAACCAGUUCUUCUCCUACCGGACGGAGCCACUCGUCAUCACUCAGAUAACCGUGCAGGUGGCCACCCUCCCCAUCGGCCACCUCAUGGCGGCGGUCCUCCCCAAAACCACUUUCCGGAUCCCCGGGUUCGGGUCGAGGCAGUUCUCAUUCAACCCGGGCCCCUUCAACAUGAAGGAGCACGUCCUGGUGACCAUAUUCGCCAACGCAGGCAGCGCAUUCGGGUCCGGGUCGCCCUACGCGGUGGGCAUCAUAAAUAUCGUGAAAGCCUUUUACGGAAGGAAAAUAUCUUUCCUUGCUUCAUGGCUCCUCGUCAUCACCACUCAGGUGUUAGGAUACGGUUGGGCAGGGUUGCUGAGGAAGUACGUGGUGGAGCCUGCCCACAUGUGGUGGCCCAGUACCCUCGUUCAGGUCUCUCUUUUCCGGGCUUUGCAUGAGAAAGAUGAUCGCAGGUUUUCGAGGGCAAAGUUUUUCUUUAUUGUACUGGUUUGCAGUUUUUUUUGGUAUGUGAUCCCUGGAUACUUCUUCUCAACGCUCACAAAUAUAUCAUGGGUGUGUUGGAUAUUCUCCAAGUCAGUCACGGCUCAGCAGCUAGGUUCGGGAAUGAAUGGCUUGGGACUUGGUGCAAUCACACUAGACUGGUCUGCUGUAGCAUCAUUCUUGUUCAGCCCUCUCAUCUCACCCUUCUUUGCCAUUGUCAAUAUUUUUGUUGGCUACUCAGUCACAGUGUAUCUUGUGAUUCCUGUAGCAUACUGGGGCCUCAACUUGUACAAUGCAAAUAGGUUUCCUAUUUUCUCAUCAGACUUGUUCACAUCCAAUGGCCAACAAUACGACAUAUCUGCAAUUGUCAACGAAAAGUUUGAGUUAGAUCUUGACAAGUAUCACCAACAAGGUCGAAUUAAUCUUAGUGUUUUCUUCUCUCUCACUUACGGAUUUGGAUUUGCCACCAUAUCAUCCACCCUUACACACGUUGCUUUCUUCUAUGGACGGGAAAUUAUGGAUCGAUAUCGUGCUGCAGCAAAAGGUAAAGAAGAUAUCCACACAAGACUGAUGAAAAAAUACAAAGACAUACCUUCUUGGUGGUUUUAUGUGAUGCUGGGCGUGACGCUUCUGGUUUCUCUCAUGCUAUGCAUCUUUCUAAAUGACCAGGUUCAGAUGCCGUGGUGGGGACUUGUCUUUGCUACUGCCUUGGCCUUUAUAUUUACACUCCCAAUUAGCAUCAUAACUGCUACCACAAACCAGACACCAGGACUAAACGUUAUUACCGAGUAUAUCUUUGGUCUCAUUUAUCCCGGAAGACCAAUAGCAAAUGUAUGCUUCAAAACCUUUGGUUAUAUAAGCAUGGCUCAGGCUGUCUCCUUCCUCAGCGAUUUCAAGCUUGGCCACUACAUGAAGAUCCCUCCAAGAUCAAUGUUUUUAGUACAGUUCAUCGGUACAAUACUUGCUGGAACCAUAAGCACUGGUGUAGCAUGGUGGUUGCUGGACUCUGUCAAUAACAUAUGCCAUACAGAUCUUCUUCCUGACGACAGUCCCUGGACAUGUCCAAGUGAUCGUGUUUUCUUUGAUGCAUCAGUUAUCUGGGGUCUGGUGGGACCAAGGAGGAUCUUUGGUUCUGAAGGAAACUACCGAGCAUUGAAUUGGUUUUUCCUUGGAGGUGCUAUAGGGCCAAUACUAGUUUGGCUAUUGCACAAGGCAUUCCCCAAGCAGUCAUGGAUUCCUUUGAUCAAUCUUCCAGUCCUUCUGGGGGCAACUGGGAUGAUGCCACCGGCAACAGCAAUGAACUACAAUUCUUGGAUUAUAAUUGGAACCGUUUUCAACUUCUUUGUCUUCCGUUACAGGAAGAAGUGGUGGCAGAGAUACAACUAUGUUCUUUCAGCAGCACUUGAUGCAGGGGUUGCUAUUAUGGCUGUUGCGCUCUACUUUGCAGUGGGCAUUGAAAACAGAAGUAUCUCUUGGUGGGGAAAUGAUGGGGAGCAUUGUCCCCUUGCAACUUGCCCUACAGCAAAGGGCAUAGUGGUUGAUGGCUGCCCUGUAUUUUAAUUCUUUUUAAGCUUUUUGAGAACUUGUAUAUAUUUCAUUUUCUCAGG
This is a messenger RNA of Vigna umbellata (rice bean), 2258 nucleotides long. Its product is annotated as oligopeptide transporter 4-like. The record is from RefSeq and is a predicted model, not a curated record. Lineage: Eukaryota; Viridiplantae; Streptophyta; Magnoliopsida; Fabales; Fabaceae. Gene Ontology annotation, biological process: transmembrane transport. Gene Ontology annotation, molecular function: oligopeptide transmembrane transporter activity.